AUGAGCACCAAGAAAGCGUCUCUCUUCUCUAUUAUAAUCUUCAGCAGAGAAAAAGAGGAUGUGCAAAUGUAUCUGGAGGAAUACUCCCUCCAGUCGUUCAGCUUCUUCAAGAGAACGCCCGUGCAGGAGAUGAUACGGUUUAUAUCUAACAGAAUAGUGCAGAACAUAGAGACAGAGCGCUCGCAGGAGUUUAUACACAAAGUAGAAGAAGGAGACAGCUACAAGUUUUUUGUACGAGAAAAAAGAGGAUACGUCUAUGUGAUAACCUCUCUCCUUGAAUAUCCCAUCCCCACCCUCUGUCUCCUGAUAGAUGACAUUGUAAAGUACAUUCAAGACAACAAGCUGAAGUGCCCCGAGCUGUCUCACGAGAUAUUUAAUGAAGGAAAAGAAGAGAAAGAGCGCGGAAAAGAGGAAAAACAAAAACUGAAGGCAUUUGUAAAACAGCAGAUAAAAGACUACCAGAACUACGAAGAAAAAGACGUAAUGCUGCAGAUACAGAACGAGCUCGAUGAUGUGCACGAUUUACUGUCAAAAACGGUAGAAAGCGCCAUUGGAAGAGGCCAGAAGCUGCACGAUCUGAUAAACUCAGCAGAGCAGCUGUCCUUCCAGACAAAAAGUCUGUACAAACUCAGCAAAAAACAGAACCAGAAGUGCUGCGGCAUAAUGUAG
Messenger RNA from Nematocida minor, 669 nucleotides. Its product is annotated as synaptobrevin-like protein YKT6. Gene Ontology annotation, molecular function: SNAP receptor activity. Lineage: Eukaryota; Fungi; Microsporidia. The transcript has a single exon. Gene Ontology annotation, biological process: endoplasmic reticulum to Golgi vesicle-mediated transport. The record is from RefSeq and is a predicted model, not a curated record. Gene Ontology annotation, cellular component: Golgi apparatus. Bases 1 to 669 code for a protein of 222 amino acids.